AUGCCAAAUGUUUCUCUGCUGCAACAGAAUUACUUCCUACAAGAUCCUGUGGUUCUUAAAUCAUCUGGGCUAGAAAAUCAGACUGUAAUAACAGAGUUUAUCCUGGUGGGACUCUCCAAUGAUCCACAUGUAGAGGAUUUUCUUCUUCUUUCAUUUAUGAUAAUCUUUUUAGUCACCAUCCUGGGAAACAUAACCGUUAUAUUGGUGAUCAAGUCUGAUGUCCACCUUCAGACCCCCAUGUUCUUCCUUCUCAACCAUUUAGCUUUUGUUGACAUCUGCUAUUCCUCAGUCACUGUUCCCAAGAUGCUGGCAAACUUUGCAACAAAGCAAAAAACUAUUUCCUGGGAAGGAUGCAUUGCACAGAUCUUCUUCACUUUCCAAACAGCUGGUACAGAAGUGUUAAUCCUCUCAGCAAUGGGUUAUGACCGGUAUGUGGCUAUAUGUGACCCCCUGCAUUACAGCAGGUACUUGACAAAAGAGAUAUGCAGUAAAAUGGUGGGUGGCGCCUGGCUCCUGGGAUUCUUUAAUGCUAUGAUGAAUACACUGCCUUUGCUAAAUCUCCAUUUUUGCAGUAACAAUAUCCUCAGACACUAUGCUUGUGAGCUUCCUUCAAUCUUGGCUUUAUCUUGUGCAAGUACCUUCACUAAUUACAUCACUCUUUCUAUAUCUGUAUUGGUAUUUGGUGUUAGCUCAUCUCUUAUCACCCUUGUCUCUUAUAUUUACAUCAUUUUAACCAUCCUGAAAAUCAAAUCAGCAGAAGGCAGGCAGAAAGCUUUCUCUACGUGCAGCUCCCAUCUCAUUGUGGUGGGCCUAUUUUACAUUACAGCUUUUGCUCGGUAUGUGAAGCCCAGUUCAGAAUCCCUCAUGGAUCUAGACAAAGUGAUCUCUAUUCAGUAUAGCAUUUUAACUCCAAUGUUAAACCCGAUCAUAUAUAGCCUGAAAAACAAGGAGAUCAGAUCUGUUCUACUGAAAAGGUUUGGAAAAUGUAGUCCCAUUCCUUACUCUUGGAACAAUAUCCAGAGCUCUUAGUAUUUGAA
Molecule: messenger RNA, 1037 nt
Organism: Python bivittatus (Burmese python)
Lineage: Eukaryota; Metazoa; Chordata; Lepidosauria; Squamata; Pythonidae
Product: olfactory receptor 5BS1-like
Biological process (GO): G protein-coupled receptor signaling pathway
Cellular component (GO): membrane
Molecular function (GO): olfactory receptor activity; G protein-coupled receptor activity
Source: RefSeq, a predicted model, not a curated record